AGCAGGUGGUGCGGGUAAAUCAGGGAUAGUAUUUGAGCUUUUAUCAAUUCUUUUUGAUGAGUGGUAUACAUGUAUUGAUUGGAAUGAUAUUGUUAAAUAUCUUAAUGAUACUCCAGAGGAUGUCGAGCAAAAACACAAAGGAUUUAUUCCGUUUCUAGCUAAAUAUAUAUUUAUAACAUCUCAUAAGCCUCCAGAGGAAGCUUUUAAUUUUCGCCGUAACCAUGUUAAUGACAAAUCAUUUACUCAACGAGAUUGGGAUCAGUUUUAUCGUCGUCUUGAUUUUGGUUCAGAGGAAGAUUUUUGCAACAUGAAUUGGGAUGUUAAAUAUCGUAAGGGUGAAUUUACUGUUGAUGAGCUAAAAACUAUAGUUCAAGGUUUAAAUCAAGAGCAAGAGGAUCAUAAUGAUGUAAAUAUAUCAAAUUCUCGUAUGAUGCUUGACAAUAAUUAUUUUGUUCAAAAACCUGUAGAGGUUAUAGAAAUGACCAAUGAAUAUGCUAGUGUUCAG
This is a messenger RNA of Dentiscutata heterogama, 505 nucleotides long. The record is from the annotation of a GenBank genome assembly. Lineage: Eukaryota; Fungi; Glomeromycota; Glomeromycetes; Diversisporales; Gigasporaceae.